AGUAAAUAUGGCGUCGAGUGCAAUUGCGACUAUUGUAGUUCGUGUUGUCAGGAUGUGAGGAUUAUUUUGUAGUGGUUAGAAAGCAAGGAAAAGUUUUAGUGUGUGAUCGCUCAAUCGUGAUUUUAUGACCACAAGAUAUAUUGGUAAGAUUACCAAAGUGAAUUUUAAAUAAAUUAUUUAUUUGGAAUUGUGACAAAUAAAUUAUUGUCAAGCAAUUUCUCAACUUUUAUCUUACAGGUACCUUUACACCAUUAGAGAAUUGGCGCUGGAUACACUAAGUCAACAUUUAUUGUGAAAUUACACAAAUAUUUAAGUGAUUUACAAAUUUUAUUUCCUAAAUUAAUAUUAAGGAUAUGGUGGACUUAUAUUGUUAUUCAAGUGUGAAAACUUUUUCAUUGAAAUACCAAAGGUUAGAAAGUGAAACAGUAACUUAAUGGUUGGGUGGAGAAAAUGUUGCGUGACAGUGGUUAUUGUGAGACGGCGGGUAGUGAGGGUGAGCGGGAGGGGGGGCUGCUACCCAUGAUCCCUGUACCCCCGGUGAUGGCUGCAGAUGGUGGUGGGACCGACAAAGAUAGCAGGAUCACCGGCUCCUCCUGUCGGGCCUUGCGUCACGCUGUCGCAUCUCUCAACCGUCUAGAUGAUUUUGUCCUGGAGAAAAUUGGAUCUGGGUUCUUUUCUGAAGUGUUCAAGGUGACGCACAGGGUGACUGGCCAAGUCAUGGUCCUCAAAAUGAACUUACUUCGUUCCAAUAGACACAAUAUGCUCAAAGAAGUCCAGCUCAUGAACCAGUUGUGCCACAAAAAUAUUUUAGGUUUUAUGGGAGUCUGUGUUCACGAAGGUCAAUUGCAUGCUUUAACGGAGUUUAUCAAUGGUGGAAGUCUGGAACAGCUGAUCCAAGCCCGUAACAUGGAACUAACGUACAGAACAAGGAUCAAGCUGGCACUGGACAUAGCUCGAGGCAUGGAGUACCUCCAUUCCAGAGAUGUCUUUCAUAGAGAUCUCACGUCUAAGAAUGUUUUGAUCAAGAAAGAUGAAGCCACAGGGGAGAUGUCUGCAGUAGUCGGGGACUUUGGCCUGGCUGCUAAAAUACCAAGAUCUGGCUACCGGUUACCCACUGUGGGCUCCCCAUACUGGAUGUCCCCUGAGUGCUUGAAAGGUCAGUGGUACGACGAGAGGUCAGACGUAUUCAGCUAUGGCAUCAUCUUGUGUGAGCUGAUAGCCAGGGUGGAAGCUGACCCGGACAUCUUACCUCGCACUGAGAACUUCGGCCUCGACUACCUAGCCUUUAUCGAGCUAUGCACUGAUCCUCCACCCCCGGACUUCCUCAAACUGGCCUUCAACUGUUGUAAUUACGAACCAAAGAACCGGCCUCAAUUCAGUGAGGUGGUGGCUCUACUAGAGACUAUGUUGACACCUGCGUGCCUCCUGCCCUCAGUCUCCUGCCAGGCCAGUAGCAUAGCUGCCCGUAGUGAGGAGUUUCUGCCCACAACCAUGCUGGCUGCUCCUACCAACCCUGCCACCCCCAGCCGUAAGGUGAUUCAUCGGAGAUCUUUAUCAGAGGAUGUUGGAAUGCUAGUGUUUCCACCACAUUUGGCGCCAAGUGAGAAGGCCAGGUGUCAUCUCAUGCUGGCUCGACCUUCGCUCAAACAUCUGGGUGAAACCAUGGCCAAGAAUGACCCUCAUUACAAACCGUUCCCUUCCAAGGCUAACCCCUUCGCUUCAUUGAGCCAGUUUAAAGGUGUCAAGAAAAUUCUUGCAUCCACAAACUCGACUGACUUGUUUUCUUCCUGUUUUGAGCUUCCAUCUCCGUCACCGUAUCGAACCAAACCUUUCGAGUUGAUGCCAGCCAGCAACCGCAAGCAUGAGCCGAAAACUCCGUUCGAAAGAGGGAAAGUUUUUGAAGAAGAGGGUUUGAGGAAAGAGGCACUUCAUGAACAAUCAGUGCUAUUGGAGCCGGUUGUCAAACCCUCACAAAUAAAAAAGUCAAAGACGAAAUUGGAAAGUGGUGUGUCAAAAUUAGAGUGUUCUGUGUUAAGCGAUAAAUCAAAAAAGAAAGAAGUAAGUCCUGUGUCUCAAAGUUCCUUAGAAGAGGAUAAUUUUACAAUUAAGACUCCUGUUUCGAGUAGUAUAAGUAAGGCAGAACCCAGGUAUUGUACAGUUUUAAAAGCAAAGCCCCGUUCUUUACCUUCGUCACCAACAUUUUUGAGAAGAAACACGGUACCUGUAGUGUGUUCGGAAUUGUUUGCGCGUUUAAAUACAAAAAAGAACCAAGUUUUGUCAAAGUGCUCUGGUGAAGAAGACUCAAUACAAAGGAUUGUAUGUGAUGCUGUGAGAAAAAGGUCAUCUCUGUACAAUCAUCCUUUGUUUAAGACUCCUUCUUCAAACCCUCGAACAGGAGACAGUAAAACAUCACCUACUUCUCUGCAACACCCGUUGAGGUCAUGUGCAUCCAGUAGUAAUCUGGCCUGUCUGCCUGACUCAGUGUUCCAGUCUGGAACUACCCCUGUCAUCUCCCUGCGCCGCAGAGGUUCCUGUGAGUCUGGAUUCUUCAGCAGUGUGGGUGAAGAUUUCUGUCUUCCAGGGAUCGAGCUAGUAACUGCGUCGUCUGUGACAUUAUCAUCAUCAUCUGCUGCCUCAUCAUUGUUCCUGGAUUCAGGGGCAACAGUGUCUUGCUCACUAGAUGAUAUCGCCACCCCCCUGCGCGGUCAUGCUCACAUGCCUACCCACUGCCACAAGCGAUCCUCCUCCAUCUAUACCGACAGCUCAGAGGAUGUUUCCAGUCUCGGGUGUGGGGACCUGCCCACUUGGGACGAUAGGAGCUGUCAGGCACCUCAGAAUAUCAGCAAGAUUGUUGAGUAUUUUGAGAGGAAGCAAGUGUGUGGGUCUGUAGCUUCAAGCAGUAAAUGGGAGGCUGGUGACGUUCCCUCCCCUAACCUCACACAGCACUACCAGUUGCAGCGGGAGUACUACCAGCUGCGGCGCAGUUACCUGCCGCCUGCACGACGCAACAUCAACCAUCGCCUCAUGGUUUGUGAGGGAGCAGUCAAGUCUAAGCUGCAGAUCUUCGACAAGAAAUAACCGGUCAGCUAGUCGCACUUAGUAACACUCAAAUAUUUUUGUUCUUAUACAUUUAACCCAGUUAAUCUUAAAUCAAGUGGCUUUCUCAAAUUCUUGUCCUACUAUCGAUUAUUUUUUAAUCAAAUUAAUAUUUAUUGUUAUCAGUAAAAACAUGGGUUCUUUCAUAUAUUUCUUUUUAAAUAUGAACUUUGAGGUAUUAUUUCAUUUACCUGUUUUUGUGAUGGUAUAUAGUACAUGAGUACCAACACUUAUAAAAUAACAUGCACCAAUUUCAGUAUUAUGUUUUAGUUGCUUGUAUUAAUAUAUUUAGUUUAAAAUGAAGGUACAUAUCAAGAACGCUUAUAUGCGACAUUGCUGUGUAAAAUAAAGCACUUGAAAAUAUUUGUUAAUUUUAUACAGAAUAUGUUUUUACUUUAUUACCUUAUUUUCAUUUCAUAAUUUUGUUCUGCAACAUGAUUAUCACUAAACGGAUAUUGAUAUGACGUUUCCUAUUCUGAUACUAUUUAAUGCUAAUUUUUAUGAACGUCAAAACAAAUUUAUGAAAAUUUUGUAUAACAAGUUAAUAAGUAAUCUAUACACUUUCUAUAUUUCUGUGAAAUUAUUUUCUUAUUCACAAAAAUUUUAAUUUAAUAAAACUAUGAUAAGUUUUUAAAACUUUUAUAGAAUUAACAAUUUUUUUCUGGAAACAAUGUUUAUCUUGCGAUUUACUUUGAGAUUUUCAAUUAUAUGCAAUUCAGUUUAUAAUGUUUUAAACUGCUGUAUUCAAUUGUGAUGCUUUAAACUGUGAAGUAAAUCUAUUUAAAAACUGUUAUUUUUGUUGUUGAAACUAGAAAUGGUAACCCUUUCAGAUUUACAAAAUUAUAACCUGUCACAAAGUUCUUUUCUCUUUAAAAAAGGAGAGGUUGAUCACCUUAAAGUCCUCUUUUUAGUUGAUUAAUGCGAUAAGACUUUUAUAAGAUGUUCUUUUCUUUCCAUAUACUGUGUUAUUCAUUUAUGUAUCUGAUUUUUGCCUCACUUUUUGACACUUAAAUUGAAUAUAGUCUUAUAUGCUUUGCUAGUAGUCUUAUUUGGAUGAAACUUUUACAUUGAAAACAGUUUAACAAUACUGUAGAAUAUUAUAAAAAAUAAACUGUUUAUUAUUUUAUACAAUUGUUAUAGCCAACUUUAUAUAAAAGGGUAAACUGACUGAACAUAAUAUAAUUUAAGAAGUUGGAACUAAACUCUGUAAUCUUUUUUUGUUGGUAAUGUUAUAGUUUUGUUCCAAUUGAAUAUGGCAGUUUGUACAUUUAGAUUAUUAUUUUCAAUCCCUUAUUUUUUAAAUAUAUUUUAAAAAUUAAUCCAAAUGAUUUUAGUAAUGAAAAACAUACCAUAUCUUUAUGCUAAUAUAUACUAUACAAGUAAUGUUCCCAUUAAAAAGAAAUUUAAAAAUUAAACCUGUUUUAAAUAUUUGUUUAAGAAAAUCAGUUCUUAUGGUGAAUAUACAUUUUUAAUUUACAUUGCCAUUUAAGAUAAGUCCAAAAUUAUUUAAGAGAUUUUAAUGAAAGACGAUACAAUCAAGGCUGAUAGGUAGCUUUUGUUUUUUGUAGGAUUUGAUGUUAGCAUGUUUUUGUUUAGCCUGUCUGGCAGCUCUAUUGUUAUUUAUAAAAUGUUCUAUAUCGGUUAUUUUUUAUUUAUUUAUAAUUGUUUAUUUAUCAAAAUAUAUAUAUGUAAACUAUUGCAGUUUGUUAAUCUAUAAAAUUUAAGUUAAAGAAUUGUGUGUGUUAAUAUAGUAGAGUGUUUUUCUGCUUGUAUUAACAUUACCUGUUUUCUCUCUACGUUAAUUGUAUCUGCUCAGGAGUUUUGUAAGUUAACAAUGUUCAGCCUUAGGUUACAAGAAGCAAUUAAGGAGCUCAACAAUUUCAUAUGAAAGUAUUUUGUAUAAUUGAAAGUAGGUAAGUUGUGUACCUGCCGUCCUUAGAAACUUUUACUGUGUUAUUUUCUAAAUAUUGUUGUAUUUUUAAUUUUGUUAAGUGUUUCCCCAUCUGUCUUCCUGUGGUGUACAACUCGGUUAUAUCAAUAUUGUAUUUUGUAAGGUGUCAUUUUAGACUGUACAUAUUGGAGUCUUCAGAACUGGUUAGUAUUAAUUGUGUUAUGAAUAAUUCUUGUGCCUAUGUGACUUCUAACAUUGUACUGUUACUUAAUCUUAAAUUUAGGUUUAAAGUAUUUGGUUUAGAAAGUACAUCAAUUACCAUACAUUUUAGUUAUUUCCAGCACUGCAAUAUUUUAACUGAUUUGCCUGUUGAAGUUAACUGAUAGUAUUUGUUGUGUUGAAAUUUUACUGAACAUGAAAGGUAGACUGUUAUUCCAUUUCUAAAUAGUAAAAUAUAAUCUAUAUCCAUUGCCUCUUUCUAAAAAAAAUGAAGUUAUCUUUUACUUUGUUUUACUGCAUCAGGUGGAUAAUUUUAAUAAUAAAUGAGUAUUAUCAUGGGUUGUUAUUAAAAAUUAAUAAAAAUCAUAAAACAUGUUACAAAUAAAACGAGGAUACAGCUAAUAUUAUAUUUUUUAUUAAGUGAGAAAAUAAGAUAUUACGAGUUAUACAUCAUAUGUGCAAAUCAGUGAUAACUUUGUUAAUUUACUGUCAGUGAAGGGUUAUAAUUUAUGGUUAGUUAAUUGUAUUUAUAAUAGUUCCUUUAUACACAAAGAUUAUACCAAAUAUUUACUGUAAUGUAAAGAGUAAUGGUUGUAUUGAGCACAAUUCAAUAUUAACCAGAGCCUACUGCAGACAAGACUGUCAUAUGUAAAUGGUGUACAGAUAGUCUCGCCACUUGUUAAAUAGUAUUGUAAUAUUUUUCUAGACUUUGUAUUAUAUUUUUAUCUAGUCAGUUGGUCAUUAUUUUGUUGUACAGUGGUAUUAUUGAAAAUUGUAUUUCUAUUUGCAUUUAAUGUGGAAUUGAACUGGUUAUUCUCAUUAUUAAUUAGAUUCUAUACAAAAUUAUUCUAAAGAAAUAUAAUUCACAAGAAGUGUG
This is a messenger RNA of Homalodisca vitripennis (glassy-winged sharpshooter), 6083 nucleotides long. RefSeq names its product dual specificity testis-specific protein kinase 2 (gene cdi). Bases 451 to 3078 code for a protein of 875 amino acids. Gene Ontology annotation, cellular component: nucleus; cytoplasm. NCBI's taxonomy places the organism in Eukaryota, Metazoa, Arthropoda, Insecta, Hemiptera, Cicadellidae. Gene Ontology annotation, biological process: actin cytoskeleton organization; protein phosphorylation. Gene Ontology annotation, molecular function: ATP binding; protein serine/threonine kinase activity. The transcript has 12 exons. The record is from RefSeq and is a predicted model, not a curated record.